This is a messenger RNA of Pipistrellus nathusii (Nathusius's pipistrelle), 642 nucleotides long. The record is from the annotation of a GenBank genome assembly. Lineage: Eukaryota; Metazoa; Chordata; Mammalia; Chiroptera; Vespertilionidae.
AUGGACCAGUUCCUGGUGCUGCUGCACUCGGUGUCCACCGGCCUGACGAGCGGCGAGCUGACCGAGCUCAAGUUCCUGUGCCAAGGCCGCAUAAGCAAGAGGAAGCUGGAGCGCGUGCAGAGCGGCGUGGACCUCUUCUCCGUGCUGCUCGAGCAGAACGAGCUGGACAGCGAGCACACCGAGCUGCUGCGCGAGCUGCUCGUGUCCCUGCGGCGCCAAGACCUGCUGCGGCUCCUGAACGACUACGAGGCGGGCGCGGCGGGGCGGGCGGCGCCGGAGGAGCAAGACCUUUGUGCAGCAUUUGACAUCAUAUGUGAUCACGUGGGGAAGGACUGGAGAAGACUGGCUCGUCAGCUGAAAGUGUCUGACAGCAAGAUCGAUGCCAUCGAGGUGAAGUACCCCCGGAACCUGACCGAGCAAGUGAGGGAGGCGCUGAGAGUCUGGAAGAGCACCGCAGGGGAGGGAGCGGUUGUGCCCCACCUCGUGGGGGCGCUCAGGGCCUGCCGGCUCAACCUGGUGGCAGACCUCAUUGAGGAGGACCAGCAGGCCCGCAGCCUCCAGCGCGAGGACGAGAGUGGGAGCAGCUCUGUGUCCCUCGGGUCCUGGGACUUGGACGCAUCCAGCACGAGAGCCUCCUCCUGA